CCUCCAGCCCGCCUCCCAGACGCCCACCCGCCCGCUCCUCUUUCCGCAAGAUAGCAGAGGUGGCGCGCAGCCCGGCGAGCCGAUGACGGACCCCUUCUUCCUGCCUUCAAUGCCUCAGCGGAAGAUCCCCAAGGGCUGGAGCCAGGAGCGCUGCCGCUGGACAUCCUCCCGGGGAGGCUGCUCCGACCUGCUGCGCGGCGCGUCUGAGACUGGGGACUGAGCCACCCCGCCGCCGCCGCCGCUGCUGCCCGCUCCGUCGCUGCCGUCGGUCUGGACUGGCCCCCACCUCGCUGCGCCCUCUCCCCGGCCCCGGCCCCGGCUCGGGGCGUCCCGGGGCUCGCCCUGCGACCGCCGCCUCCCGCGCGCCGCGUCCUCCCGACCCCGCGGCGGCGACGAUGCCCGGGAGGAGGGUCCUGACGGCGGCGGCGCGGAUGGUAGCGGCCGGCGCCCGGGUGUGAUGCGAGCGUCACGGUGGGGAUGCUGCUGGCUGCGCGGCGCUGAGGGCCAGCGAGAGCGAGAGCCCGCCCGGGGCGGAGGACGGACUCAUCCGGAUCUGGCUGCAGCGUGGGCUCGGAGCUCCCCCUUCCUCUCGGUCUCCCUCUCGGCCCCCCUUUAUUUCGUUCUUGCUUUGCGUCUUUAACACCUCUCGACCCUGUCCUCCCCCCGCCACUGGAAGUCUUCCCGUCUCUAAAUGGAAUUAGUGGAGCCCGGAGCCUCUGGUGUAACGCACAGACAUGAUCCAUGGGCGCAGCGUGCUUCACAUUGUAGCAAGUUUAAUCAUCCUCCAUUUGUCUGGGGCAACCAAGAAAGGAACAGAAAAGCAAACCACCUCAGAAACACAGAAGUCAGUGCAGUGUGGAACUUGGACAAAACAUGCAGAGGGAGGUAUCUUUACCUCUCCCAACUAUCCCAGCAAGUAUCCCCCUGACCGGGAAUGCAUCUACAUCAUAGAAGCCGCUCCAAGACAGUGCAUUGAACUUUACUUUGAUGAAAAGUACUCUAUUGAACCGUCUUGGGAGUGCAAAUUUGAUCAUAUUGAAGUUCGAGAUGGACCUUUUGGCUUUUCUCCAAUAAUUGGACGUUUCUGUGGACAACAAAAUCCACCUGUCAUAAAAUCCAGUGGAAGAUUUCUGUGGAUUAAAUUUUUUGCUGAUGGAGAGCUGGAAUCUAUGGGAUUUUCAGCUCGAUACAAUUUCACACCUGAUCCUGACUUUAAGGACCUUGGAGCUUUGAAACCAUUACCAGCGUGUGAGUUUGAGAUGGGCGGUUCCGAAGGAAUUGUGGAGUCUAUACAAAUUACGAAGGAAGGCAAAGCUACUGCUAGCGAGGCUGUUGAUUGCAAGUGGUACAUCCGAGCACCUCCACGGUCCAAGAUUUACUUACGAUUCUUGGACUAUGAGAUGCAGAAUUCAAAUGAAUGCAAGAGGAAUUUUGUGGCUGUGUAUGAUGGAAGCAGUUCCGUGGAGGAUUUGAAAGCUAAGUUCUGUAGCACUGUGGCUAAUGAUGUGAUGCUACGCACGGGUCUUGGGGUGAUCCGCAUGUGGGCAGAUGAGGGCAGUCGAAACAGCCGAUUUCAGAUGCUCUUCACAUCCUUUCAAGAACCUCCCUGUGAAGGCAACACAUUCUUCUGCCAUAGUAACAUGUGUAUUAAUAAUACUUUGGUCUGCAAUGGGCUCCAGAACUGUGUGUAUCCUUGGGAUGAAAAUCACUGUAAAGAGAAGAGGAAAACCAGCCUGCUGGACCAGCUGACCAACACCAGUGGGACUGUCAUUGGCGUAACUUCCUGCAUCGUGAUCAUCCUCAUUAUCAUCUCUGUCAUCGUACAGAUCAAACAGCCUCGUAAAAAGUAUGUCCAAAGGAAAUCAGAUUUUGACCAGACAGUUUUCCAGGAGGUAUUUGAACCUCCUCAUUAUGAGUUAUGCACUCUCAGAGGGACAGGAGCUACAGCUGACUUUGCAGAUGUGGCAGAUGACUUUGAAAAUUACCAUAAACUGCGGAGGUCAUCUUCCAAAUGCAUUCACGACCAUCACUGUGGAUCACAGCUGUCCAGCACUAAAGGCAGCCGCAGUAACCUCAGCACAAGAGAUGCUUCUAUCUUGACAGAGAUGCCCACACAGCCAGGAAAACCCCUCAUCCCACCCAUGAACAGAAGAAAUAUCCUUGUCAUGAAACACAACUACUCGCAAGAUGCUGCAGAUGCCUGUGACAUAGAUGAAAUCGAAGAGGUGCCGACCACCAGUCACAGGCUGUCCAGACACGAUAAAGCCGUCCAGCGGUUCUGCCUCAUUGGGUCUCUAAGCAAACAUGAAUCUGAAUACAACACAACUAGGGUCUAAAAAGAAAAUUCAAGAGAAGAACUAUUUAUACAAACAUGGGGACUGUGAAAAGAAAAUUCUAUAGUGAAUUGUGAAAAGUGGACAUAUUUCUAAAUUCAUUCCACUGCCUUUAUCCAAACUUAAGAAUUACAGACAUUUGUUAUUCCUUCGGCAAGACAUCCCCGCUGCACAAUGAUAUGUUCAUUUCGUAAUUUGGUUGCUGGCCACCAAGUGCUCCUUAGUUUUUAAAUACAUUUUGAGAUUAACUGGAAACUUGAAGAAGAAAUUAGUUCCCGAUUAAGACUAUCCCAACUUUAUUUUUAUUGUCAGUUUCACUUUUGUUUCUAUGUUGUUUUAUGUCUUUGUUAUAUAAUUGUACAUUGUGUGAUAUGUGAAAAAAACACGAAUUUGGAUGAACCUUGUGUUACAUGUACAUUGUUUUCAUUAUAUAGACAGCUUGAGAAUAGUGCGUUCCUGAGUGAUUUUGAACAUGCUACAGUGAAAAGUGACAGUGUGGACCAUGGAAUCACCAGCUAGAGGUUAUGGACUAUACACACCUAUUACUAUAUUCUGAUUAAAUACAGGAAAAAGUAACAAGUAAAAUUACUAGAUUGCAAUAAAAAAUUUCAUUUUUUGGUCUUUCCUAUAUACCCCUGAUUUCCUUUUUGUUUUAUAUCAAAGAAAGUAAUGAGUUUCAGAAAUCCUUUUUGAAGUCAGGUAUUUUACCAUUCAUACUCUACAGUAGAAAUGUUUUUGAUUAAGCACUCAGCAAUAUGACCAAAUUGACAGUUUGAGAAAAUACCCUGCAUGUCAGUACUGGAUAUUUGAGUUGGGAAAAAUAUCCUUUUCGUUAGACACAUUGUGAAAAGCAUGCAUUGUCAAAUACUGUUGUUACUCUUCCAUUUCUUUAUGUCAUAUGCUUGCUACUUACGACUUUUUAUAUAAAUAUAUAUAAAAUGUAUAAUAAUUUCCUAAUUUGAGUUAAGAGAAAUGUUUUCUUCCAUUAGAGUGAUUAAAAAACUGACUCACAUAAAUACACAUUUUAUAUCAACUCUUUCCACCUUUUAGGGUACAGGAUGUCCUUCAGUAUUGAGGUUUACUUCCCAAAAUAUUUGGCUUCUAAAAGUAUAGGGGAAUAUUUUCUUCUUUUAGAAUAGGGAACUCUUUUUAAAACUGCUUUAAAAUCACAAGCCCUUUUAUGAACUAAACUACACCAUUAUGAAUUAUUCUUAUUCUCAGGCACACAUAAUACCCCUGAAAGCUUAGUGAUUAUGAUAUGUUUAACAUAAAGUAAAAUCCUAAAAUAUAUUUUAUUGCUAUUAAAUUAUAUACACACUCUGUAAAGUUUGAUUUGGUGAGUGAUUAUUUUUUGAAAUAUUCAAUGUUUAAUCUUACAAAAUAAAUUUUUAAAAUAAGAAUUACUCUCAGUAUAUAUGCUUCCCAACAUUUUCAAAACUACUGAAUUCUCCAAGUUGAAAGAACUCUGUCCUUCCACUAGCAGAUCGGUCUGGUCUACUAAAAUUUGGACUUUGCAAUUCAAGCAGGCUUUGCAAACUAAAUAGAUGAAUUACUGUUACACUUCCCUACUAGGAAGACAAUGUCAUAUAUGUUAAAAAAAAAUAAGUAAAUAGAAAAUAAAAUAAAAUUUUAUAAUAGAAAAGUCAAAGAGUUAUCAUAGCCAUUAUAAACACUCUAUCUCGAAAAAAUGUCAAGUUACAGAAUCACUUCAAUGAAUUUGAUAAACUAGGGAAUCAGAAAAGGUUUUGAACAUGACAAAGAUUAUUUUUCAUUGUUACGCUACAUAGUUUUAUACACAUUGCUUAUGAUAAAAUGUACACUUUUUUAUUUGGCUUGACUGGUUUAUUACCAUGGUUCCUUUUUUGCCCUUUAAUUCAAAAUUAAUCCACCAAAGAUUUUUGUAAGGGAUUAAUCAUACCUUAUAUUGCUUUCUCCAUUUAGAAAUCUUCAGAGGACUCCUUUCCCUUUGAAUGAUAAUCUCAAAAGUAUGAUAUAACUGUCAAGAUUUUUUUAUUUGUAACAGCAAUAAAAACAGUGAAAUACGUUAGAUGAACACGUUACUAUUAAUUUGUUCUAUAACUGUCUGGGAUGUCUGUCCCCUCCAGUUUCUCCUAAAUAUAUAGAAUGCUGAUUCCCUGCUUAAAAGAUAUCUUCACUGGAAAUCCACUAAUGGGACUUUUAAAAAAAAACACUAAAUGAAGUAUAAUAAUAAGAAUGAAGAGCUCACAUAUAUUUAACACACAGCAGCUUCAUGGGAAAACAACUGUAUUUUAAAUGAAGAACAGGCCUCCUCAGUGAUAACUCUAAAAUUUCUCAACAAUGUACAGACACAGACUAAUCAUAAAAGAAGAUAAUGACGAUGCUGGGCAGUGUCUGGAGGUAUGCUUUUCUCCUGGCAUUCACUCUAGAUGCUGAAACUUGGGAGUGCAGCGCUCUAGCAGAGCUGGGGGAUGUUCUCUGAAGGGCUCUGGUGGUGCUUAUUUAUCAGCCAGUAUUGAGAUUUGUCAAUAUAUCAAAAACUAUUUAGUAGCCAUAUCAGACCUUAUCACCUGAAUGCAACCUUUGGCCCACAUUCUAAAGGUGGUGACACACAUAGAUAAGGAAUGAGAUGUUUCAAGACUUUUAAGUCAUGUUAUUUUAAUAAAUGAUUAUAUUUUUGAUAAAGUGAAUUCAGAUAUUACUAACCCAAGUGCUUUAUUGAUUUAACAAGAUGAUUUCAAAUAAUGUGUUAAGUUACCCUGCUGUGUUAAUUUGAUAAAGCUAUUAUUUUUCAUUUUAUUUUUUCAAGUUUUCAUUUACUUUUCAAAAUCAUGGUAGCCAUGAUUGCAUGCAUAAUCACAUGCAAUGCCAGUGAAGCCCCAUAUUAAGCUUCAUACUUCUGUCCAAAUGCAUUGUAGUUGCCUAAUUUCAAGGUUCUAAUUUGGAAAUCCGAUUUAUUUUGUUUUUCUAUACAUACCAAUUUUAAGCAUUGUCUUGCAAAGUAGACAUAGGUGGUGUUUGAUUUGCCAUAAUUAACUUGAAUUUGAUUUUGUAACUAAAAUGUGGCUAUCCACAUAAUUGGAAAUCAGUGUCUUUGGGCUUUUAAUGGAGAACAGAUCACAUUGUGGUGAUGCUGGUUUUUCUGUUUCACAUUUACUUUUGCUCUAGAAGUAUUUCCGUGAGUCUGAUGACUCCAUAAGUUAUGAUCCUCAGUGUUAAGUAACGUAGACCAUUGGCAUUACUUUAAUAUUCACUUAAGCUUCUGUAUCAUUUUUUUCUGUAUUUUUCCCUUAGGAAUUUAAUUCAGGUCUUCCUCAAAUUUUAUAGCUUUAAAAAAAUAAUUCCAACCUCAGAAUAACAUAAUAAAUUACAAGAUAUGACCCUGGUUCCUAUUACCAUGAUUAAAGUGACGGCAAUUAAUUUACUGAUGUUUUGUCAGUGAAAUAAAUAAUAGCAUCUUAUGAAGUUUGUGUAUCUCUGUGAUGAAAAUGAGUCACGUCAGUUCCCUCUCUGAAGGGAAGUUAAAUGAACAACAUUUUUAAAAUUAUUUGAAUUCUAAAUAAAUAUGCUUUGAAAAGUGAGUUAGGGUUUUGUCUAGUUGCACUGAGGCGAGUUAGCUUCGGUGCCAUUUUUCUCUGUACCCUUUUUCCUCCAUGGAUUCAUUUCUAUCUGUUGCACUCUAGCAUAAAGGACCCAGCCAAGAAAUUGUAAAAUAGAUUCAACAACAAAAUAAACAGGUCUUGAGUUAAUUAUCAAUCUCUAUGUACUUGAUUAAUAUUUCCCAAGCCCAUCUUAAAGGUGUAAUAAAGUAGAAAAAUAAAAAUACAUUGUUAAAAUAGCCAGAAAUGUUUUUAUAAAUAAUCCUGCUAAAUAAAUCUGAGGCCCUUUGUUAAUUUACAAUUAUCAUGAUUCAUUUUAUUAAUAAACUUGUUUGAAUUGUACUACAAAUUUAACUGAAUUAUAUCAUCAAAAUAAAUCAAACAGGGUAAUAAAAAUAACAAUUAUAAGUGACUGAUGUCAGAAACUCAUAACAACUCAUCAUUUUCUUGUAGCCUCUGAUUCUGUACUUUCUUGUGUAUUAUUAAAGAGGUAAAUGCUCUCUUAAAAUGCCUCUAGUUCCUCAGAGGUAGGAAAAAUAAACUCAACCUGCUUUGGACUUGUGUAUUUACUUGGGUUGGUUUCCAGAAUCUCCUUAUUCCUGAAACAGUAUGAUCAUGUAGUUAAACUACUCCUUUAUAUCUAUAAGUACUGUGCAGCCAACAUGUUCUUUUUUGUCCCCAACUUCUGCCAUCUUUCCAACCUCUGAGGCAUGCUAUUUUAUAGUGGUUUGCUCUUUGAAAAAUUGUUUUUGUGCCCUCUCUUAAUAGUCACAGAUACUGACACAAAACUUAAAAAUGACCAGAAAACAAUGUAUAAAUUAUUUAAAAUAAAACAUUCUUUUUAUAUCACA
This is a messenger RNA of Pongo pygmaeus (Bornean orangutan), 6762 nucleotides long. RefSeq names its product neuropilin and tolloid like 1 (gene NETO1). The transcript has 11 exons. Lineage: Eukaryota; Metazoa; Chordata; Mammalia; Primates; Hominidae. Gene Ontology annotation, biological process: positive regulation of excitatory postsynaptic potential. Gene Ontology annotation, cellular component: postsynaptic density. Gene Ontology annotation, molecular function: ionotropic glutamate receptor binding. The coding region runs from base 735 to 2336 and encodes 533 amino acids. The record is from RefSeq and is a predicted model, not a curated record.